GCGAAACUACAACACGAAUCAGUGUUCCUAGCUUUACUUUAACUCUGGCGUAGUUCUGACGUCACGGGCACUAUCUACAUGUAGAAGUUAUGUUGAAAACAGUGAAAAGUGAUAGAAAACUUUUGAAUGUCUGUGAUUUGCAAUAUAUGUCUUGGACUAGACCACCUAGGUAAACAAUGGUCAUGGCGGAGAGAUCUAAGGCGCAAGUGCGGGUCGGAUUUUAUGAAAUAGAACGCACAAUUGGAAAAGGAAACUUCGCUGUGGUAAAAUUGGCUAAGCACAGAAUCACGAAAACUGAGGUUGCCAUAAAGAUAAUUGACAAGACCCGACUUGAUGAAGCAAAUUUGAAAAAAGUUUAUCGCGAAGUUACAAUCAUGAAGCUUUUGAAUCAUCAACAUAUAGUCAAACUUUACCAGGUUAUGGAAACAAAGAAUAUGCUGUACCUUGUAUCAGAGUAUGCUCCAAAUGGUGAAAUCUUUGAUUACAUUGCACAACAUGGCAGAAUGACAGAGCCUGAAGCAAGAAAAAAGUUUUGGCAAAUUAUAAAUGCUGUAGAUUAUUGUCAUAAAAACCGGGUGGUUCAUCGUGAUCUCAAGGCAGAAAAUCUUCUACUUGAUGCCAACAUGAAUAUCAAAAUAGCAGAUUUUGGUUUUGGUAAUUUUUUCACUGGAAAAGAGCCACUGGCAACAUGGUGUGGCAGCCCUCCCUAUGCAGCUCCUGAGGUUUUUGAAGGCAAAAAAUAUGUUGGUCCCCAAAUCGAUAUAUGGAGUCUUGGGGUGGUGUUAUAUGUGUUGGUAUGUGGUGCUCUUCCAUUUGAUGGACAAAAUCUGCAAAUUUUACGGUUCCGUGUUCUGUCGGGAAGAUUUAGGAUUCCAUUCUUUAUGUCAUCAGAAUGUGAAAAUUUGAUACGACGAAUGUUAGUAUUGGAGCCUGGUAAACGUUAUACCAUGGAACAGAUUAAAAAUCAUCAAUGGAUGCAAAUGGAUGGGGGUGCACCUAAGGCUGCCCCACCUAGCCCAAUGAUGGGAUAUGGACCUAAAGUUGGUGAAUAUAAUGAACAGAUUCUGAGACUCAUGCAAAGUUUGGGUAUUAGUCAACAGAAAACAAUGGAGGCAUUGAAGAAUGAUGCUUAUGACCACUAUACAGCCAUAUACUACCUGCUGCUGGAGAGAUUGAAGCAAACAUCGGAGUAGUUUCCCUAUAGACCAGCAGAUUGACUGUCACCGACGACGACCAAGUACCAUAGCUGAACAGGCUAUAUUACGAGUGGGACCUAAUUAUCAGCCACA
Molecule: messenger RNA, 1289 nt
Organism: Ruditapes philippinarum (Manila clam)
Lineage: Eukaryota; Metazoa; Mollusca; Bivalvia; Venerida; Veneridae
Product: serine/threonine-protein kinase SIK2-like
Exons: 9
Coding region: 177-1193 (338 amino acids)
Biological process (GO): microtubule cytoskeleton organization; protein phosphorylation; intracellular signal transduction
Cellular component (GO): cytoplasm
Molecular function (GO): ATP binding; protein serine/threonine kinase activity; tau-protein kinase activity
Source: RefSeq, a predicted model, not a curated record